GUAAUCCGCUUGACAUGCGUGGGUCUUUUGCUCCUGUUUUGUGUGUUGGGGGGAUGGGGCCGUAUCGAGGAUGAGAGACUCCAAAUAUUUACCACUUCUUUAACUAAAUAUCCUUUAUUUCCGAAUUGGAAUUCUUCCCUCAAUCUGGUACAUAUUGACGCCUUUCGACCACGCAUGAGUUUGGGCGGAAUUUGGCCAAAAUAAAGUGGAGUAUCUGUACGUCCACGACUCACGCUUGAAAAGUCGACAAAAUGUAUUCCUCUGCUGGAGCCGGUGAGAUGUCCGAGGGAGCCCGUUCCUCUGGAUCAGUAAGCUCUGACCCCCCAUCUUCUCCAGUGCCAGAAUAUGUGUUCAAACCACCAUCGAGGCCAGAUUUUGGCACCAUGGGCAGGACAAUCAAGCUCCAGGCCAAUUUCUUUGAGAUGGAAAUACCCAAACUUGAGGUCUACCAUUAUGACAUUGACAUCAAGCCUGACAAAUGCCCCAGGAGGGUCAAUCGUGAAAUUGUGGAGCACAUGGUCCAGCACUUUAAAACACAGAUCUUCGGUGAUCGAAAGCCGGUGUAUGAUGGGAGGAAGAAUCUAUACACUGCCAUGCCCUUGCCCAUAGGCAGAGACAAAGUGGAGCUUGAGGUGACCAUUCCUGGUGAAGGCAAAGACCGCAGCUUUAAAGUAUCCAUCAAGUGGGUGUCCUGCGUUAGUCUGCAAGCUCUCCACGAGGCACUGUCAGGGCGGCUACCCAGCGUCCCCUUUGAGACUAUCCAAGCUUUGGAUGUGGUCAUGAGGCAUUUGCCCUCUAUGAGGUAUACCCCCGUUGGCCGUUCUUUCUUCACUCCAUCAGAGGGAUGUUCAAACCCUCUUGGUGGUGGUAGAGAGGUGUGGUUUGGUUUCCACCAGUCAGUCAGGCCUUCCCUUUGGAAAAUGAUGCUCAACAUUGAUGUGUCGGCCACUGCAUUCUACAAGGCCCAGCCUGUCAUUGAGUUUAUGUGUGAGGUCUUGGAUUUCAAAAGCAUCGAAGAACAACAGAAGCCCUUAACAGACUCUCAGCGAGUGAAAUUUACAAAGGAAAUCAAAGGUCUGAAGGUAGAGAUCACUCACUGUGGGCAGAUGAAGAGAAAGUACAGAGUCUGCAAUGUGACCAGAAGACCAGCCAGCCACCAAACGUUCCCACUGCAGCAGGAGAAUGGCCAAACUAUUGAAUGCACAGUAGCACAAUACUUCAAAGACAAGUACAAGCUCAUUUUGAGAUACCCCCACCUCCCAUGUCUCCAGGUGGGACAGGAGCAGAAGCACACCUACCUACCUCUAGAGGUGUGUAACAUAGUGGCAGGACAGCGUUGCAUUAAAAAACUGACUGACAAUCAGACAUCCACUAUGAUCCGUGCCACGGCCCGAUCAGCACCAGACCGUCAGGAUGAGAUUAGUAAAUUGAUGAGAAGUGCCAACUUCAACACUGACCCUUACGUUCGGGAGUUUGGAGUGAUGGUGAGAGACGAGAUGACAGAAGUGAACGGCCGCGUCCUACAGGCACCUUCCAUCCUGUAUGGAGGCAGGAACAAAGCAAUAGCCACACCUAUCCAGGGAGUAUGGGACAUGAGAAACAAACAAUUCCACACUGGUAUUGAGAUCAAAGUGUGGGCCAUCGCCUGCUUUGCACCACAGAGGCAGUGCACUGAACUCCUGCUCAAAGCAUUCACAGAGCAGCUGAGGAAGAUCUCAAGGGAUGCAGGGAUGCCCAUCCAGGGUCAGCCUUGCUUCUGUAAGUACGCCCAGGGAGCAGACAGUGUGGAGCCCAUGUUCAGGCACCUCAAGUACACCUACCAGGGCCUCCAGUUGGUGGUGGUGAUCCUGCCUGGGAAGACGCCCGUCUAUGCUGAAGUGAAACGUGUCGGGGACACUGUACUUGGCAUGGCCACACAGUGUGUACAGGUGAAGAAUGUUCAAAAGACAACACCUCAGACUCUGUCCAACCUCUGUCUGAAGAUCAACGUUAAGCUGGGCGGAGUCAAUAACAUCCUCCUUCCACAGGGCAGGCCACUGGUGUUCCAGCAGCCAGUGAUCUUCCUUGGUGCAGAUGUGACUCACCCUCCUGCAGGAGAUGGAAAAAAACCUUCCAUUGCUGCUGUUGUUGGAAGUAUGGAUGCACAUCCUAGCAGAUACUGUGCCACCGUGCGGGUGCAGCAGCACCGUCAGGACAUCAUCCAGGAUCUGGCCGCCAUGGUGAGGGAGCUUCUCAUUCAGUUCUACAAGUCCACCCGUUUCAAACCCACGAGGAUCAUCUACUACCGUGAUGGCAUCUCCGAAGGCCAGUUCAACCAGCAGGUCCUUCAGCAUGAACUGCUGGCAAUUCGUGAGGCUUGCAUCAAACUAGAGAAGGACUACCAGCCUGGGAUCACCUUUGUUGUCGUGCAGAAGAGACACCAUACAAGACUCUUCUGUAUGGACAGAAAUGAGAGGGUUGGGAAGAGUGGAAACAUCCCUGCAGGGACCACAGUGGACACGAAAAUCACUCACCCAUCAGAGUUUGACUUCUACCUUUGCAGUCACGCCGGCAUUCAGGGCACCAGCAGGCCAUCUCACUACCAUGUGCUCUGGGAUGACAACCACUUCACUUCAGAUGAGCUCCAGAUUCUCACCUACCAGCUUUGCCACACUUAUGUGCGCUGCACGCGGUCCGUUUCCAUCCCAGCACCAGCCUAUUAUGCCCAUUUGGUGGCUUUCAGAGCUCGCUAUCACUUGGUGGACAAAGAGCAUGACAGUGCUGAAGGGAGUCAUACUUCAGGCCAGAGCAACGGCCGUGACCACCAGGCCUUGGCCAAGGCCGUUCAGAUCCACCAGGACACGCUACGUACCAUGUACUUUGCCUGAGUGCACACAACCCCAGGUUGGUGUGGGUGAGACUGAUGGAACACACUACACCACCGGCUGUGCCGCUGUCAACUGUAGAAAGCAUCAUAGUGGUUUUACAUCAUGAUUUCCCGACUAUCAGUUACCCAUAUGUCAAUAAUUGUACUUCAGCCCCUAACCCAGCUAAACCAAGCCGGCUAUUAGACUAAGAUGCAAAAGAAUGGAUUUAGAGGUUCUACUUACAUGUUGUGACAUGUUGUGCAUUCGUGUGCGUUUGUAUGCGUCAGGGGGGAAUAUAUAUUACAAAAUCUGAGAUUAAUAGGAAAAGUUUGUACACUGAUAGCUGAAAUCUACAAUUUCUAAACUAGUGGGCAGUAACAUUUGACAUCGGGGUGGUUUAUUAUUUAGAAUAAGCUGUUCGCCCUCCUUCUCCUGUUUUUAUCAUUUGUUACAGUUUUGGUGCUCAAAAGGAGAAGGAGAUGUCAAAAGAUGAGGAGGCCCGUUCACUGUUUAUAAUGCCUCUGACAAACAUUAUUUAUCAGCCAAUCAAAGCAAAGUGCACUGACAAGAAGGGGUACUUAACCAGGACAAAAGUACUUAAUAAUUUGAGGGUUGUGUGUGAUUUUUCACAUAGGGCACUAUGUGAUGAAAAGUGCCAUUUGAAAACCACCUGUCUAUCAUGUCAUUUUUAUGUAAAAUUAUGAUUUUAUUUGGCCCAUGUCUGCUGGGUUUUUUCAGUAUUUGUCCUUGAUUGACAUUGGUGACCAAUAUAUAUGCCAAGUCUGGUGAUGACUUUACCAACAGAUUCUGUCAGUCACAGAUGCAACCCUCAAACCUACAGUUCUACUACAUAUGUUUUAGUGUGCAAAUUGACAAAGAACAGCUAUAUUUCAUCCUCCUCUGCCUCACUUGUUAGUCUGAACUGACCAAGUUGCACGAGUAAUCUAAUUCCCAUGCGAGAAAUAGUGUAUUGGGACUGGUUCCCUCCAAGGACUCCUUUCUAAUGUACUCUGAGCCGUGUUGAUAAAAGACACAUGAUGUAGAAAUCAACAUUGAAGAGAACUCGAUGAAAUCAGUUUUCUUCCCUUCUCUUUUUAUAGUCUAUUUUAAUUUCAAUCUUUCUUCUUUUUUAAAAAAAAUAAUAUGCAUGUAGCUGACUCACGUUUUAGACAUUUAGGCUUUUGUGAUAUUUGCUUAUUGUGAUAUUAGAGUGUUCUGCAGCAUCUUCGUCAGAGAAAUGUUUGUGUCGCACAUUGGCCUCCUGGCAAUGGUACAGUGGAGUGAAAGCUGCAACCUUUUAAAGUUCAACGAACUGAAAUUUCCUAAAAUCAAAAAAGAAAAAAACAUAUUUUCAAAUUAUAGUGUUUGCUCCAGGAAAUGGAUGCCGUCGUCGCACUAGAGCUUGGGAUUUAUGCAAAUGACUUUUUGUGAGUCUUUUUACUAUAUAUACAGUAAUGUUGGUAAUGAGGUAUAUUUUGAAUAAGCUUUCAAGUGGAGGCUGCUGAAAAUAUUAAUAAGACUUUUUUUAACUGACCGGCCCACAUGUAGUCUAAAUUAACACUGUCUAUUUGUAUACAGAUUUCAAAUGCAAAUAUUCUCUUGCCUUCUGAGACUGUUAACAGUCUUACUAAUAAUUCUAGACAUUUGCUAACAUCCCAUCCCAACGCGUUUUACUACUACGUCAAGCUGGUGAAUGUUUGUAUGGUCUUGAUUGGAGGCAAGUUGUCUAUAUUUUCUAACUAUGCAUCAUUUUUAACCAAGAGAUUUAACAGUGGGGUAUCUCACAUGAAUUUAGGUCAUUUGUAGAGAUAGAUUAUCAGGGCCUUUUUUUGUUGUUAUUGUUAUGGGUUUUUUUUAAGCAUGUCGCAUUUAGUAGCAUUUCUUAGUGCUUAACAGCAUCUUCAUGCCUUUCGUAUGGGUAUGAAGUAUUUAUGUGGUUAUUUGUAACGUUGUAGAUUUUAUAACCUUAAAAUGGGGGUGUAUCCUUUGUAACCCACAAUCUUUCUUAGCCAAACAAGAUUACAAACUUUUACAUAAUUAAUUAUCAAAAAACGCAUAAAAGCACAACGGGACAUCUUGAUUCUAGGUGCUAGAUGUUUUCACUGUAAACCACCUUAAAUCCUCACUGGAUUGGUCCACAGAGCUUUUUUUUUUUUUUUUGUUAAUUGUAUGAUAACAAUAUGCUUUGUGAUGAGGAUCUUCUCUCUCCCUUCGAUGACCUCUCUGUGUUACGCUUUCAACUUAUUACCUGUAAAGCAACUAGAAAGCCGACUGACUGUGUUUGUGGGGCAUUCUGAAAAAUCAUGUACUUGAUAUUUACUGUUAUGAUGUCAAUAUUGUUCUUAUCGGUGCUGGUCUCACAACAUGUAAAUUUGGAUGCACUUUUGAUCGCAGAACGUUGGUAUGACUUCUAUAGACGUGUGUUCCUCAAUCGAAAGCAGGAGACUCGGCCAUAUUGUGUGACACUGGCGUAAUUGUAUGGAAAUGGCCAUGUGUCCUACCUCUUGUUACCUGUUUUAAGUGUUAUGGUAACAUCACACCACUGGCCAUUUCUGUAUAAUUACCCCGCUCUCUUAUCUAAUUGGUAUUUUCUUGAACCUUGUGUUGACAGUACAGCUUUUAAACGCUUGGUGUGUGCAUGUGUGGUGGCGGACGCUCUUUUCUUGGGUUUUUAUGUUGUUGUGGUUUGUCUUAGUUUACUCAAACUGAUAGGAGAGAGUGUGUUUUUUUUUUCCUUUUUGUAGAGUUUUUGAGCAUCAAGCUGUACGACCAAAUUCUUGAAGUGUGUAUUUCAUACACAGCUUUCCUUGCUUUUGCUCCUUGAAAUUCUAUGCACCAAUGAAAUGACAGACUUUGGCUUGCCCUCGACACCUUUGAUUUUUCCAUCUGAGCAGUGUUAAAUAAACGCUGUCAGGUGUGAUCAUUGCAUAUUUUUGAUCGGGAAAAUGUAACCGAAACUUUGCCGUCAGUCCGACUACUAUUCAAAGUUGCUUUUAAACUUAAGGAACUUAAGGAAAUUAAAAACAAUCUGUCUUAAGGCAAAUGACAGAGCAAAAUAAAUCUGGUCAGGUCAGUUCUCACCACUUCAGUAUAUUGAAGUACAAUUAUAGCUGGAUCAAAACCAAUUCUGUCUGAAAUGUAAAUGUCCUCUUCUCGGUGUGAAUACAGGCCUUCGUGAUGA
Molecule: messenger RNA, 6027 nt
Organism: Solea senegalensis (Senegalese sole)
Lineage: Eukaryota; Metazoa; Chordata; Actinopteri; Pleuronectiformes; Soleidae
Gene: ago2
Product: argonaute RISC catalytic component 2
Exons: 20
Coding region: 252-2867 (871 amino acids)
Biological process (GO): regulation of DNA-templated transcription; regulatory ncRNA-mediated gene silencing
Cellular component (GO): RISC complex
Molecular function (GO): RNA binding; endoribonuclease activity, cleaving siRNA-paired mRNA; protein binding
Source: RefSeq, a predicted model, not a curated record